This is a messenger RNA of Nicotiana tabacum (common tobacco), 3346 nucleotides long. RefSeq lists its product as uncharacterized. The record is from RefSeq and is a predicted model, not a curated record. NCBI's taxonomy places the organism in Eukaryota, Viridiplantae, Streptophyta, Magnoliopsida, Solanales, Solanaceae.
CUAUGUGAGUAUCUUGGUCAUUUUACAUUACAUUCUCUUAAUCUAUAAUAGAGAUUUAUCUCUAGCCUUCCUUGUGGAUUUCAAAUGACGAAAAAAAUCAGAAAUAUUCAGUUCCCAAAGUACGCAACCUAAUAGAAUUCCGUUUGAUUCCUAAAGAUCAGGUUUCCCAAAUUGCUUCUACUUGGUCUGCUGACUCACACUCCUGAGAGAACGCCAUCUGUUGUUUUUUCUUUUGGGUGAACGGUGGGCAAUAUCAAAUAUUACUUUUCUUCCCCUACAAUUUUCAAUCAGUUUACACUCUGUUUGUUGUUAGUUUCGCUCUGUUCUUCGGCUUUGUUGCUGCUACUCUUUUGAUCACUUCCAGGUUUCUGGAAUUAACGUCCGAUUACUCUGUCUAACUACUCCGACUUUAUAAGAUGUCGGAGGAUAAAAAAGAUGUGCAUAUAUCAUGUUCAGGACAAAAGAACAAAAGUCCAUGCUUGACAGAUAGAAGUGCUGAAAUGAAAUUCAAUCGUCGUAAAAAAUAUAAGGAAAUAUCAGCGGAUAGAAAGGAAGCAUUAUUGUUAAACCGCCGUAUGAAAGAGCUCGAUUCAAGAAAAUGUCUUCUAGAAAGUCGAACUCUGGAUAACUUAGUCAAAUUAAUAUCUCUAAGUAAUUCAACGCUUCAAAGGGAGAGUGCUCUCAUGAUAAGAGAUUUUUCUCUUACUUCAAAUCAAGAGUUUUUUAGAAUUGAAGUUUUGCAAGGUAUUCUUGAUGUCUUAAGACAAGGUGAAAGAGAUGCUUCUAGAAUCGGAAAACAAACUUUCCUUCCUGUUACAUUUACAGGGGGACCAAGAGAUAUGCGCCAGCGAUAUAUGGAUGCUAUUUCUUUGGUACAACGUUUUGGAAUACCUGACUUGUUUCUAACGAUGACAUGCAACCCAUUAUGGCUAGAAAUAAAAGAAUAUUUGUUAUCUACUGAUGAGGCACAAAAUAGACUUGACUUAAUUAGUCGAGUAUUUAGAGCAAAACUGGAAGAGCUAAAAAAUGCUAUAUUAAAAAGAAAUAUAUUUGGAAAGGUUGUUACUUUUAUGUACACUGUAGAAUUCCAGAAACGUGGUCUUCCACAUGCACAUUUCCUUAUUAUUCUUGCUAAUGAAUACAUAUUGUUGACACCUGAGUCUUACGGCAGAGUUGUUUGUGCUGAAUUACCUGAUCCUGAUAAAGAGCCUUACUUAUACUCACUUGUUGUACAUUAUAUGAUGCACAGUCUUUGUGGUCAUUUGAAUCCUGCAAAUUCAUGCAUGCAAAAUGGAUAUUGUAAAUUCAACUACCCUAAGAUUUUGCUGAUCGAACAUCAAAAGGAAAAAACUGUUAUCCAUGAAGCAAUAAAAAUUAGAGAACAAUUUCUCGAUAAUUCAUGGAUGGUACCAUAUAAUACUUUUUUACUUGGAAAGUUUAACUGUCAUAUGAAUAUCAAGAUAUGCUCAGAUAUUAAAAUUGUCAUGUAUCUUUACAAGUACAUAUGUAAAGGUCACGACAAAAUUUCUUUUUCUAUACAUGACAAUGAUAAAGACAAAGAGAUUGAUGAAAUAAAAGAAUAUCAGUUUGCUAGAUGGGUAUCUCCACCCAAAGAUAUACGGUAUUUAUUUGGUUUUUCUAUUAGUGAGAUGACACCAAGUGUUUAUCAUCUUCAAUUAUACCUUGAAGGACAACAAUAUGUUUCUUUUAAAAUCACUAAGAGUAUAAAUGCAAUUUUAAAAAAAUUUAUGAUUAGAAAAACAAUGUUGACAGAUUUGUUUGUCAUGAACCAAAUAGAUGAUUAUGCUAUAGAACUUAAGCAACUAAAUAAAGAGAUUCCAGAAUACUUUGUCUGGUUAGUUACAGAUAAGACAUGGACACGUCGAAAAUAACGUAUCGUUAUUAGAUGCAUUGUGACAUGUCAUCCAACAGAAGGUGAGAUAUAUUAUCUCAGACUAUUAUUACUGAAUAUGAGAGGACCAACAUCAUAUGAAGAUCUCCGUACUGUAAAUGGAAGAAGUUAUAUUACAUUUAGAGAGGUUGCUGAAAAAGAGGAUUAUUACAUUCUGACAACAGUUUGGUUGACUAUAUGAUUGAAGCUGCAAACUAUCUAAUGCCAUAUAGUUUAAGACGAUUAUUUGCUACGCUAUUGGUAUAUUGUACUCCUACUAAUCCAAAAGAGUUGUGGGAACAAUUUGAAGAUUCAAUGCCCGAAGACUUCAAAUGCUUGCCAAAUGAUGGAUUUAAAGAUAUUCAUCAUAGAGUCCUGAACUAGAUCAAUGACGAAUUACAAUCGAUGGGACACGACAUUAACAAGUCCAAACUUGUUGCAGAAAACAUUAGAGCUUUUGCAAUUGCAAAAGAGGCAAAAGAAGUUCAUUUUGAGAGAAGCCUAAGAGUUUCCGAACAAGAUUUAUUAUUAGAGAAAAAACUAAAUAUAGAUCAACGAAGAGCAUACAAUAUGAUUGUUGAUAGAAUAUUUUCCAACAAAUCAGGAGCUUUUUUUAUUGACAGGCCAGGAGGAACUGGUAAAAAUUUUUUAUAUCGAAGUUUGUUGGCUACGAUAAGAUCUAAGGGAUUUGUAGCACUAGCAAUUGCAACUUCUAGUGUUGCAGCUUCUAUUCUUCCUGGAGGGCGAAUAGCUCAUUCGCACUUUAAGAUACCUAUUGAUAUUGAUGAAAAUGUUGGUUGCAAUAUCAGUAAGCAAAGUUCACUUGCAUGUUUAAUUCGGGACGCAAAAUUAAUUGUAUGGGUGAGGCAUCAAUGGCUAAAGGGAAAACGAUUGAAGCUUUUGAUUUACUUUUGAAGGAUCUAAUGGAUACUAAGAUGCUCUUUGAUGGAAAAGUAGUUGUGUAUGGAGGUUAUUUUAGACAAACUCUUUCAGUUGUUCGAAAUGAAAAAAAAGAAGACUUCAUUUCUGAAAGUUUACUAUACUCUAAAAUUUGGAAUCAACUAGCAAAAACUACAGCUAUCAGAGAAUAUGCGUGCAAGAACAAAUCCUAGAUUUUGUGAAUAUUUGAUGAGAAUUGGAAACGAAAAAGAAAGACUUGAUGCCCAGCAAAAAGUUCUAAUUCCUGACUCUUUGAUAAUUCCUUUUACAACUGAAGAAGAAUCCUUGAAUGAGUUAUUUGAGGUAACAUAUCCCAAUAAAGAUUCCUUAUUUCACGAUUCUUCGUCCAUAGCUUCUUGUGUGAUCUUGACAACAAAAAAUGAUUUUGUUCAUGAAAUAAAUGAUAUGCUCAUAUCUAGUUUCCCAAAAGAUGCUAGAACAUAUGUUACAAUUGAUGAAACUGUUGAACCGAAUGACCAAAGUCAAUUCGAAAAUUAUUUGCAUACUUUAAAUCCU